UGUAAGCUACAUCUACUUCCGGAAUUAUGACUGUACGUGUCAAAUGUUAUCGAACUUUAAAAUGUGAUAAUGUACUUCCCUAACCACCCAGCGUUACUAUUGGCACUAAAUUUACUUAAAAAAAUAGGUGUCAUUGCAAAAAUGUACAAUAUAAGAGAAAUAUGGUAAAAAUUAACGUUCGUUGGCAUUCUAUUUCAACUAUAAAAGAUAUUUUAGUUAUUUACAAAAGUAAAGAGCUAAUAAUGUUUUCUGCCGACCAUGUGUUCUGUUUAGAAAAACAUGUGCGGAAUCAUAUAACGGACUGGGGCUAAUCCCGACCGAUAUAACGUUCCGUGUCUCAGGUCAUAUUAGUUCGGAAUCUCAAGACCUCUCUCGUUAUUUUGUUUAAAAUAAUAUAUAAAUGCACAAAUGAACGAUAUUGAUAAUAAAAAAUUAUAACAAAUUUUGAAAAAGUACUAAAUUUAAAAUUAACUGAACAAAAGUCCAAAAUAUAAAUAAUAAUUCAUAUCGGUAGAACAAAUGAAAUUGUAAAUCUAUAUGUAUAUGUUUGUUAGAAAUAUAUUAUAUAUAGUCAGUGGCUUAUUUUACACCCCACGCAUGGUUCUUUAGCUUAGUAGAGUCUGGUGGGUAUACUAGCUAAGCGCGUUAGUCCGCAUUUAGUUAAUAGUCAUAGUCAUUAAGAGGCAGUUGCCUCUGCUGCUGUCCGGAGUCGGCUAGUCGGAGUUCAGUUCAGUUGACGCGUUCAGCGAGUAUAGAUGCUAGCUGACAUAGGGAACGUUGCAUUGGAGCACAAAUUUUAUCCUCGCGAUAGUGAAUGUGUAAAGAACCCCCUUUUAACGAACGACCUUUAACCCUACUGAGUUCAAGUAAUAGCCUAGCUGCAGGCGCUGGUCGUCGAUCUCUGUCUUCUGACAUCUACAAUUAUCUGGAUUAUCGUUAUCGGAACAGUUCUCCCCCGGAUUUUGUGAGAGCUUUAAGCCCAUCAUGCUACCAAGACUGAUACUACCAAUAAUUCUGCUACUCGUUAUUAUAGGCACAUUAUCAAAAGCUUGCGAUUUGGAUCAAAUGCAAUAUGGAUGUCGUAUCUAUAAUGCACAAUGCAGAUGCGGUUACGGUUGUUCUUCUGAAUACAGAUACAAUACUAACGAAGAUUGCAAAGAAGCGUUAAGAGGUAGGCGUAGUGAUAUAUGUUAUAGAUCGAAACCUUGUUUGAAUGGAGGAUCAUGUUUGCAAAUAUCAUCAGAUCCUGGAUUUAAAUGUCGCUGCGAAGGAACUGGUUAUUACGGACCACAUUGUGAUAAACCUUGCCCAGGACCAAAUAACCAACGUUUUCGAGGACCAUUUCCUUACGAGUGUGUUGUAAUUUAAUUUGUAAUUUACCUUCUUUUAAUCUAUCAAAAAUCAAAUACAUAUUAAGUACAAAAAAUAAA
Bombus huntii is the source of this 1430-nucleotide messenger RNA. RefSeq names its product platelet endothelial aggregation receptor 1-like. The record is from RefSeq and is a predicted model, not a curated record. The coding region runs from base 985 to 1368 and encodes 127 amino acids. The transcript is spliced from 4 exons. Lineage: Eukaryota; Metazoa; Arthropoda; Insecta; Hymenoptera; Apidae.